This is a messenger RNA of Trichechus manatus latirostris (Florida manatee), 1617 nucleotides long. RefSeq names its product retinoic acid receptor responder 1 (gene RARRES1). The transcript is spliced from 8 exons. The record is from RefSeq and is a predicted model, not a curated record. Gene Ontology annotation, molecular function: metalloendopeptidase inhibitor activity. Bases 1 to 1077 code for a protein of 358 amino acids. NCBI's taxonomy places the organism in Eukaryota, Metazoa, Chordata, Mammalia, Sirenia, Trichechidae.
AUGAAGCAACAAGUCAAUGGAAAAAAGGCCAACCAGCUAAGGAUAGCUGUGCAAAAGGAUGGAGAGAGCCUGGACUCUUCGGAAAAUCAGAGUCACCAAACCAUCUCCAGGACCCCCAAGGGCCAUCUCAUCCCUUCGCUGGCACGUGUCUGGAAAGACGCGUCUACACCGGCUGCCUCCUCUCCCUCAGGCCGCAUCCAUGCCUCACCCCGCUGGAAUCCGGCUUCCACCCCCAGCCUCUCCAUCUGCUCUCGCCGCAGGAUUGUCACUGACCUAUUUGUUUCUAAGUCCAGUGGGGCCUCCCGGUCCUUAUCUUACUCUGCCCUGCUGACCACUCGGCCCUCCUGGACGCCUCUCCUCCCGGGCCCGCGACUGCUUACGCCCGCCUCAGUGGUCUCCCUCCAGCGCCCCGGGCCCCCCACAGUCACCCCCAUCCGUGCCCGGGGCGUCCCGCCGCCUCCUCCACCUGAGGGCCGCGCGCGGAUUAAUCCAAACAAGGGAUGCAGAGUUGACGUGGCAUUUACCACAGAGCUCUAUAACCCAAAGGAAGGUGCUGAACGUUUGGGGAGAUGUUCUGCUCAAGUGUUUUUCAGGAACCAGAAAUCCAGACCGUCCGUUAAUGUAACUUGCACAAGGCUCAUUGAGAAGAAAAAAAGACAGGAAGAGGAUUACCUGCUUUACCAGCAAAUGAAUCAACUUAAAACCCCCUUGGGUGAUAUCAGCAUACCUGAUUGCCAUGGAUAUAUUGAUCCCUCUCUGAGACCCAUCUGGGAUUUGGCUGUUCUUGGCAGCUCUUACGUGAUGUGGGAAAAGACAAGCCAGUUUUUGUACUACUAUGUGGUACAACUCAGUAGCAUGGUGCAGUGGAAAACAGACAAUGAAGCCAUUGAUUUUGAUUAUACUGUUCUACUGCAUGAAUUCCCAACACAGGAGAUCAUUCCCUGUCGUAUUCACUUGGUCUGGUACCCUGGCAAACCACCGAAAGUGAAGUACCGCUGUCAAGAGCUGCAGACACCAGAAGAAGCCUCUGAAACGGAAGGAUCUGCUGCAGCACCAACAGACUUCAGUAUUGUCUGAAAAGAAAAAAGACCUGCUUAUAGCAGAUUCUAAACUAAAUGACCAUACUGAGCAGCCUAAAUCAUUAUUUCAGUAAAAUAGCUAAGGUAUACAGCAUUUUGAGUAACUUCGGAAAGCCUUGAUUAGAGGUAAAGUCUCAAAAAUUCAACAAUGUUGGGUUUUUUGGUUUUUAACUCUGGGAGCAUGUGCACACUAAACUCUGCUCAGAGUCACAGGGUCACCCGGAAAGUUCCUCUGAGUUUCUGCCCUAAAAUAUAAAACUAAGUCAAUUAGCAAGUACUGCAACUGGAUCAAUAGGAUUUUUUCUAAAAUUGGUCUCAUCUCUAAACCUGCAUUUCUCAUUAUUUUAAUCACAUUGUAGCCAACUGUUUUAUUUGCUAAAUUGUCUCUUCCUAGCUGUAAAUAUAUUUUUAACGCAAGCAAAUUGUAGGGGAAAAUAUUAACUGUUUAAAAAGAAUUUUACUAUUUUUAUGAUUUCAAGCAACCAUUCCUUUUUAACAUGGUAGCUACUUUUAAAUAAAUGUUUACAUUUCUAAAUAA